This is a messenger RNA of Alligator mississippiensis (American alligator), 2290 nucleotides long. RefSeq names its product nephrocystin 1 (gene NPHP1). Gene Ontology annotation, biological process: protein localization involved in establishment of planar polarity. Gene Ontology annotation, molecular function: protein binding. Gene Ontology annotation, cellular component: cytoplasm; cilium. The transcript has 20 exons. The coding region runs from base 16 to 2091 and encodes 691 amino acids. The record is from RefSeq and is a predicted model, not a curated record. Lineage: Eukaryota; Metazoa; Chordata; Crocodylia; Alligatoridae.
GUUGCCGUGGCGACGAUGGCCGGGCUGGGGCGGGGGAGCCGGGGCCGGGGCCGGGGCCGGGGCCGGGGCCCGCUGCAGCGCGUGCAGCGCCGGAGCCGCGAGCUGCGGGAGCAGGUGGACGCGUUGCUGGCAGAGAGCAGGCAGCGCGGGGCCCUCGGCCCCGGGGACAGCAGGGGACUGUACCCGAGAUGUGUGGAACUGAAGAAACUGGUGGAUGAAAAUAUGCAUACCCUUAAAAACUUGGAAAAAGCUGAUGAACCUGCCCCUGUAGGAAAUUAUAAUCAGAGGAAAGAAGAGGAAGAAAAAGAAUUAUUAAAACUCACUCAACAGCUGCAGAAACUUGCUGCAGUCUUCAGUCAUGAAAGUGUAUCUAAGGAUUACACUAUCGAUAGAGAAUGUCAAAGCGGUCAUCACAUAGAACAGGAAAAUGAGGAAGAGGAUGAGGAUGAUGAAGUAGAAAGUAGUGAGGAGGAAGAUGAGGUGGAAGAUGAUGAAUUGGAAAAUCAGCCAACUAUUAAAGAAUGUAUCACUGUUGGUGAUUUUGAUGCUCAACAGGAAGGAGAUCUCUCAUUUAAGAAAGGUGAAGUUUUGCUCAUCCUUGACAAAAAGCCUGAUGGUUGGUGGAUGGCAGAAAAUUCCAAAGGAGAGAGAGGCCUUGUUCCUAAAACCUAUCUCGCUGUCUACAAGAAAGAGGGACUAGAGCAAGAGCCAAGUGAAGAGGAAACUGACGAUGACAUCGAGGUAGUAGAUGAAACAGCAGAUGGAACCAAAAUUAAAGAAAGAACUGAUUCUCACUGGAGUGCUCUUAGGAAAGCUAUCAGAGAGAAUGAUGCCAUUGAUGUAUUGGCAACCAUGGGGGCUGUUCCUUCAGGGUUCCGGCCAUCAACACUAUCCCAGUUGUUUGAAGAAGGGAAUCAGUUUCGAGCCAGUUACUUCCUACAGCCUGAACUUACUACUUCCCAACUGGCUUUCAAAGACUUAGUGUGGAACCCUGAAAAAGGCUCAAUUCAACCAAGACCAACUCGAAUAUCGCUGAUUAUAACUUUAUGGAGCUGUAAAAUGAUUCCUCUUCCUGGAGUGAGCAUACAGGUUCUCAGUAGACAUGUCCGACUCUGUCUUUUUGAUGGUAAUAGGGUACUGAGUAACAUUCAUACAGUUAGAGCUAUGUGGCAACCUAAAAAUCCAAAGUCAUGGACUUUUUCCCCACGGGUAACAGGCAUUUUACCCAGUUUGCUUGAUGGCGACUGUUUCAUCAGGUCCAACUCUCCAUCUCCAGACAUUGGUAUAUUAUUUGAACUUGGCAUCACUUAUAUACGCAAUUCAACUGGUGAGAGAGGAGAGUUAAGCUGUGGUUGGGCAUUUUUAAAACUACUUGACUCGAGUGGAAUUCCAGUUUCUUCCAAAACUUUUGAGCUACUUUUGAAUGGUGGUACUCCCUAUGAGAGAGGUGUUGAGGUGGACCCGUCCAUAUCAAGAAGAGCAAGUGAUAGUAUAUUUCAUCAGAUGAUAACACUGAAGAAACAGCCUCAACUUUUUGUGAAACUGCGGUCACUAAGCACACAAUCUAAAGAUAUCCUCAAUCUGCUACCAGAAACAUUGAUUGGCAGCAUGUGCUACAUUCACCUCCUGAUACUUUAUCGACAAAUUCUUGGUGAUGUGCUCCUGAAAGACAGAAUAAGCGCACAGAGUGCUGAUUUAAUUAGUAAUCCUAUUUUAGCAACUUUUCCCAAGCUUAUGGAGCAGCCUGAUCUUAUGGAUGCAUUUAGGAGCGCUUGGGCAGAAAAAGAGAGCACAUUAAAGAGAUCAGAGAAGAGAGAUCAAGAAUUUUUGAAGACCGUAUUUACCCUGGUGUACCAUGACUCUGUCUUCCCUCUUCUCCAGUCUACUUUCCUCCCAAAACAUAAAUGGGCAGAUGAAGAGUCAGAAGCCUCUCGCUGGAAAGUGAUUGCUGACUUUUUGAAGCAGACCCGCGAAAAUGAUGGUGCGCUCUACUCUCUGCUGUCCUCAGAAACUGUUCACAAAGUUUUUGAUAUUUCAGAGGUAGCAUAUGAUUUUCUAGGAGAGGCAAGGAAAAGUAGUGUAUCAGCAUGAAUGGAUAUUAAGACAGUAAUAGAGUGUGGCAUAUGCAAAAUAUAUUAAAGGAAUGACCUAUCUAAUCAAAAUAAAAGGGUUUUAUAGUUUAUACAAAGCAUAUUUUGUAAGUAAAUUGUAUUAGAUUAUCUGGACAUAUAAUGACUUUUUUUACAAAGCAUAUACCAAUAGAUUAGAAUAAAGUGUUUUAUCUAUUUAA